Molecule: messenger RNA, 3448 nt
Organism: Aplysia californica (California sea hare)
Lineage: Eukaryota; Metazoa; Mollusca; Gastropoda; Aplysiida; Aplysiidae
Product: FMRFamide receptor
Exons: 7
Coding region: 1-1842 (613 amino acids)
Biological process (GO): G protein-coupled receptor signaling pathway
Cellular component (GO): plasma membrane
Molecular function (GO): G protein-coupled receptor activity
Source: RefSeq, a predicted model, not a curated record
AUGCACCUAUCUCUGAUUUUCUUUUUUAUGUUACACACUCAUUGGCACAAUUUGAAUUUAUUUAGCCUGAAACAUUUGGACCUUUCUGGGGUUAAACUUAUACUAUUUCACCAUUUUCACCUGAUGUCUUUCUCUCUUAUAUUUCAGUUCCCUGAGUUUCGCAUCAAGAAGCAGCUGAUCUUGUUUGUGUCGCCAAUCCUUAUCCUCCUGGGCACCUUGGGGAACAUGUUUUCCUUCAUUGUCCUUCGUCGGAAGCCGAUGAAAAAAGUAUCCAGCUACGUUUAUCUCGCCUCCCUGGCCAUCACGGACACACUAGUGCUGUAUAUCGGCCUUCUCAAGCUAUGGAUAGGAGAACUGACCGGCUACGAGAUACAACAGUCGGCCAACUGGAUCUGCAAACUCACUGCCCUCUUCGGCUAUGUGACCAGUGACCUUUCUGUAUGGCUCAUCAUCGCAGUCACUGUAGAGAGGUAUAUCGUGGUGUGUUUCCCAUUCCGGGCCAACUCUAUGUGCAACGUAUCACGUGCCAAGAAGGUCAUCCUCUUCUUGUUGUUCCUCAUGUUGUCGCUCAACUUCCAUUUUUUGUGGACUGUGGAAGUUGUUCAGCACGGACCUCACUACAUGUGCGAAGGUGUCCCGCCGUUUGAGAGCCUGGUGGCAGAGUUCUGGCCUUGGGUUGAUGCCUUCGUCUACAGCUUUUUCCCCUUUGUCACCAUCACGGCGCUCAACUUUCUCAUCAUCAGAGAGGUAAUGGGCGCCAGGUCAAACCGCAUGCUCAUGUCUGGAGCUGAUGACAACUGCUCCUCGGUGACCAAUGUGAAUGCCACAAGCACUUCCGGUAGCGAGAACCGGCGCCAUAACGCCAGCGAGGGGCCGCGACUGACCGUUAUGCUGGUGACCGUGUCCUUCACCUUCCUCGUCCUCACGCUGCCCAAUAACAUCUCACUCAUCGUGACCUACUUCUGGAACUCCAAACACGAGGCUGAGAAGGAGGAGGGGUCCGACAACAUCAACGCCUAUCGGAGGAUGGCCCAGUUCACACUGGUCAAAACCAUCACAGAGCUGUUGAUGUACACGAAUCACUCCAUCAACUUCUUCCUCUACUGCGCUACGGGCAACAAAUUCCGCCAGCAAGUGCUCCAGCUUUUCCACUGCCUUCACAGACGAACGGGUCGUGACCAAACCAUCCUAAGCGGCCUCCAUUCGCUGCGCAGGACGUCACAUUCAAUGUUGGGCGGGCCUAACGAGCUCAUGUUGUCCAAACGCUGCGCCCGCAGGAAAAGCAGUUGUGUCAGCAGCGAGCUCAAUGUGGAGCAGGGGAUCGAGGGUUACGAAGACAGCGGUUUUGGCGCCGACGGGACAAAGUCCGCCAGCCGAAGCAACAGCAACAGAAGCGUGACGGGGUGCGACGUUUCUGGGAGCACUUCUGUGAGCAUCAGCAACGGUGGUUACCGUCAGGACAAUAGCAACAACAAACGCUACACGAUCAAAGCCUUUUCUAAGUCACCCUCUUCCGCCCACGAGCAGAUAUUAUGUGGUUGUUCCAGGGGGUCCAAACGUUCCUCACCAAGGGCUUGCGAAGACGGGAUGAACUGUGGUUCCAGUCAUGAGCUUCAGGUGUUCAGUGAUUCAAACAGAAACAAACGCUUCUAUCGACGCCAGAAUAGCGUCAUUAGCAACGGUGGUGGAUGCCGGGUACAUUUCAGCAGCCGGAAGUACAUGUUCAGAUCGUCGCCAAGCGCCGGGAAAUGUUUAGAACUUGCCAGUGAGGAGUGUAAAGAUAACGAGUACGUUCUGUUGGAGCCUACGAUUCGGUGGUGUGGAGUUACGUCUAAAAAGUGAGUUAGUGAGAGAGAGAGAGAGAGAGAGAGAGAGAGAGAGAGAGAGAGAGAGAGAGAGAGAGAGAGUUGUGAGUGUACGUGGCGGUUAUAAAGUCUCUCCCUGAUUUCAAAUUAUGUGUACUUAACAAAUUCGAUGCUCUAAAGACAACGUUGUUUGGUUUUUUGUCUCCUUUGUUUGCUUUGUAUUUUUCUUGUUUUCAUUUUGUUUUGUUUCUUUUCUCAACAAACAUACUAUUGAUGUUUGGGUUUUUUCUUGUGUCUUCGUAUUUGGAUUUGAGGGCUCGAAAAGUUGAGGUUCCAUAAUAGUGCAGUUAGGAAAUAAAAGCUGGUUAAAUGAGAGGGGGUUUAACCUGGUAUGUCCAUAAUUUAAUGCAACGGGAAAAAGUUCAUGAUGCUGAAAGAAUUUGGGUGAUUUUAAGUGCAGCUUGCUAUUUAUUUGUCUGUCUUAAACGUUGCAGUCGACUGAAUGUUAUGUCUCGGGGGAACGAAAAUAGUAAUCCUGUUAUUUCGAACCACUUAUCACGUCUGUGAUCACAGCUUUGUAGAAUGUUUUUAAAGACAUCCACAGGGUCAUCAAGGUCUAUUGUUAUUGAAGACGCGGUUUCUUUAAAUAAUCGGUUCAGCUUUAAAAUCGAUGUUUCAAAUUAUGACUGGUGACGUCAAUAACGUUCUUGACUGGCAGAUUAAGAACGCUAAAAAUGUCGAAAAAAAUAGAAUUUAAUCACAAAUUCAACUAAAUGUGUGUUCGGUAACCUUUUAAUACACAUUUUCAGAAAAGAAUAAAAGAAUCAGAUAACAAUGGUAGAGAAUCCAGAAUGCAAAUUGGUUUUUGGCAGCCGGCAAAUAUGAUAUAUGAGCUAGUGGCAAAGGUAUACGUCUAAUACGCUGAUACCUUGUAUAUUUCUGGGGGAAUUUCAAGGUUUAAAUGGAAGGAACUACAUGACAAUUUACGUUUCAUAACAAUGGACAUGCUGGUGGCACGAUGCAAAACACUACUGCUAAUGUACAGGACAUUCAGCUAUAAGGGCCUUGACAGACGAGCUGUAAAAAUCGCGCAUUCCUACAAUAGUUGAGUGUUUUCUCGCUUCUCAUUCAACACGACAAUAUUCCCAGUGCAACCAUGUCUUCUUAUAACGGAACAGAGCGUUUGAUUUUGAAAAUAAGGAGCAGAAACAUUAUUUGGGACAACACAAGUGAGGAAUAUAAUUUUUUUAAUGAUGUUUGGAUAGAUGUAUAACUAGCACUCAGACCAAAACACACUGACACAAGUGGAACAUUGAAGAAGCAGAUACGUAAGCAACUUUUCCUUUUUAUUUGACUUCUGUCUUGACAUCUUUUUUGAAGAUAUAAGAUGUAAAACUGUCCUCUUUGUAAUCUAUGAGAAACAAAGAGAUGAACCCAAAAUCUUCUUUGUCGCUUUCUUUUUUUAAAGAUUCUUCUCAUCGACAUGACCAAAGCCACCCUGACUCUCCGAUCGUCUAUGUUGAACUAAGCAGUAGCGUAAAUGUCGCCCCUGUGGCUGCCACACAAAAGUAAGCAACACUUUCUGUGCAGACGUUUCUGCGUGAUAAUUGUAGCUCGACUGUUUAUACCCUAAGGUAACAAAA